Messenger RNA from Cordyceps militaris CM01, 585 nucleotides. RefSeq names its product ribosomal protein L37. The transcript is spliced from 2 exons. Gene Ontology annotation, molecular function: structural constituent of ribosome. The record is from RefSeq and is a predicted model, not a curated record. Gene Ontology annotation, cellular component: mitochondrial large ribosomal subunit. Lineage: Eukaryota; Fungi; Ascomycota; Sordariomycetes; Hypocreales; Cordycipitaceae. The coding region runs from base 1 to 585 and encodes 194 amino acids.
AUGUUCUGCACGAGGUGUUUGCGUACGGCUGUCGUUCGUCGACAGUUCCCCAUCGCUCGCCGCCAAUUCUCCGUCGCACCGUUCCUGCGCUCGGCAGAGCCGACGCUCUCGACUCCCACCACAGCCGCAGGCGAGGCCGCUCCUCAAAAGCCCAAGCCUAAAUCCAGCUGCCCCGAAGGCACCAUCCUCACGGGCCUCAACUUUACCAAGAGCGGCUCCGACCCUGUCGCGAAAAGGGACGAAGAGUACCCAGAGUGGCUGUGGUCCUGCCUCGACGUCACCAAGAAGAGCGCCGAGGGCGACGAGGACGCCGCCGGUGAUGAGUUUUCCAAAUCCAAGAAGCAACGACGGCUAGCGGCCAAGCGCCAGAAGGCUACCGAAGCCGAGAUGCUCGCCUCUGGCAACCUCGAAGCUCUUCAGCCUAAAAUUCCUCUCCCGCAACAGUCGAUUAAUAUCCAGGGCGAAGAGAAUGGCACCGUUGCCGACAACCUCGCCGCGGCCGAGAAGCGCCAGGAGCUCAAGCUGGCCAUGCGGAAGGAGAGAAAGGCCAAGAUCAAGGAGUCCAACUACCUCAAGUCCAUGUAA